GCAUUGCGCCCCAAAGGCCUAACUAGAGCCCAGGCCAGGAUUUUUUGGCGCAUGUGGUCCUAACCUUCCCACUGGGUUUUUCCUCCUGCUCCACGCUCACUUGCUCCCCAACAUAGCAGCCUGGAUUUCCUGCUGCCCUGAGGCCAUUUGGCCCGUGGGGCCCCUAGCAGUGCGGGACAGCGCCCCCCAUCUUUGCAAUGCUUCCAAGUCGGGUCGGAGCCACCAUAAUGGGAUGGGAAGGGAAUGCCGGUUGCACCCCGCGCCCACCUAUCCGCCCGCACCCCGCGCCUGAGCGCCGCGUGGUCAUCGUGGUCUUCCUCGGCCUGCUGCUGGACCUCUUGGCCUUCACAUUACUGCUGCCUCUGCUGCCCGCGCUGCUGGAGAGCCACGGCCGCGCACACGACCCUCUCUAUGGCUCAUGGCAGCGCGGGGUGAACUGGUUUGCCACAACCAUCGGGGUGCCAGCUGAGAAGAGAUACAACAGUGUUCUAUUUGGAGGUCUCAUUGGCUCAGCCUUCUCCCUCCUGCAGUUCCUCUCAGCCCCGCUCACAGGGGCUGCUUCUGAUUGCCUGGGGAGGCGUCCUGUGAUGCUGCUCUCCCUGACGGGUUUGGCCAUCUCCUAUGCAGUGUGGGCCACUUCCCGGAGCUUUGCAGCCUUCUUGGCCUCCAGAGUGAUCGGAGGCAUCAGCAAAGGGAAUGUUAGCCUCUCCACAGCCAUCGUAGCUGACUUGAGCUCACCUCCAGCCCGCAGCCAAGGCAUGGCAGUCAUCGGAGUGGCUUUCUCCCUGGCCUUCACGCUGGGCCCUAUGCUCGGGGCCUCCCUGUCUAUAGAGAUGGCGCCGUGGCUCAGCCUGCUUUUUGCAGUCUCCGACCUGCUGUUCGUCCUCUGUUUCCUACCAGAGACACUUCCCCCAGAGAAGCGGGCUCCCUCUGUCACCCUGGGCUUCCGUGCUGCUGCCAACCUACUCAGCCCCCUGUCCCUCCUUCGCUUUGUAGCUGUCGCCCAUGGCCAGGACCCACCUGCUGGAGACAGACUCUGGAGUCUGCGUCGUCUGGGCCUAGUCUACUUCCUUUACCUCUUCCUGUUCUCAGGCCUAGAGUACACACUCACUUUCCUUGCACACCAGCGUUUCCAGUUUAACAGUCAGUGGCCUAGGGGACUGGGUGCUCACCCUCCACCUCCCAGCCUGCAGCAGGGCAAGAUGUUUUUCUUCAUCGGCCUCACCAUGGCCAUCAUACAGGGCGCCUAUGCCCGGCGGAUCAGCCCUGGUAGGGAAGUUGCAGCUGUGAAGAGGGCAAUGCUGCUGCUGGUGCCAGCCUUUCUUCUCAUCGGCUGGGGGCACUCACUGCCUGUGCUUGGCCUUGGGCUAUUGCUGUACUCUUUUGCUGCUGCUGUUGUGGUACCUUGCCUGUCCUCUGUGGUGGCCAGCUAUGGCUCACCAGGACAGAAGGGCACAGUGAUGGGCACACUACGGAGCCUGGGUGCCCUAGGUAGGGCAGUAGGGCCCAUGGUGGCUGCCUCAGUAUACUGGCUGGCUGGGGCCCAGGUCUGCUUCACCAUGUGCUCUGGGCUCUUCCUGCUCCCUUUCUUCCUCCUGUGGACACUGAGGCAUCCAGCACAGACACUGAAGGCCCAGUAGCUGAGCUCUACACCCAAGUGCAGCAGCCCAGGUUGCAAUGGGAAACUGGGCCAGAACCCCUCUGCAUUGCUGCCUUACCUCUUCCUCACAGCUCAGAGAGGCUGGACACUCCUCCUUCUCCAUCCCCUCAGGGAGGGCACCCAGCAGGAAGCCUAGGCAGCUUCACUGGGUGGCCUCACCAUCUUACUCCUUGAGGCCAAGCAGGGUAACUCCAAAGCCUUCGAAGUUUUUUUUUUUUUUUUCAAGGUAGGGUCUCACUCUGGUUCAGGCUGGCCUGGAAUUAACUACGUAGUCUCAGGGUGGCCUUGAACUAUCUGCGAUCCUCCUACCUCCGCCUCCCGAGUGCUGGGAUUAAAGGCGUACACCACCACACCCGGCUAGUUUCUAACUUUUUGAAAACAUCAGUCAUAUUUCUAAACGACAAAUAAAGCAGCUAUUUUAUACCAA
This is a messenger RNA of Jaculus jaculus (lesser Egyptian jerboa), 2087 nucleotides long. RefSeq names its product major facilitator superfamily domain containing 10 (gene Slc75a1). The coding region runs from base 198 to 1640 and encodes 480 amino acids. Gene Ontology annotation, biological process: transmembrane transport. Lineage: Eukaryota; Metazoa; Chordata; Mammalia; Rodentia; Dipodidae. The record is from RefSeq and is a predicted model, not a curated record. Gene Ontology annotation, cellular component: brush border membrane. Gene Ontology annotation, molecular function: transmembrane transporter activity. The transcript is spliced from 13 exons.